Messenger RNA from Acomys russatus (golden spiny mouse), 1429 nucleotides. RefSeq names its product ADP ribosylation factor like GTPase 5B (gene Arl5b). The record is from RefSeq and is a predicted model, not a curated record. Gene Ontology annotation, biological process: vesicle-mediated transport; intracellular protein transport; protein localization to Golgi membrane. NCBI's taxonomy places the organism in Eukaryota, Metazoa, Chordata, Mammalia, Rodentia, Muridae. The coding region runs from base 246 to 788 and encodes 180 amino acids. The transcript has 6 exons. Gene Ontology annotation, cellular component: trans-Golgi network; cytoplasm. Gene Ontology annotation, molecular function: GTP binding; GTPase activity.
GCGGCUGGCCGGGGCUGUGCAGGGUAGGUGGGCGCAGACGGAGCGACUACGGGUCGGGGCUGGGCUCAGCGCGCUGCGAACAAAGGAGUCUGCGGCGGUUCCCGGCUCCUGGCUCCGCGGAGGACCAAAAGCUUCGCUGGACUCUGAGGUUCCGUGACUCCGGCUCGGCUUCCUCUCGGCUCCACCGCGGGCGCCGCGGCACCUGCCGCCGAGUGCUGCCCAGGGAGCCUGUCCCGCCGGGGCUCAUGAUGGGGCUGAUCUUCGCUAAACUGUGGAGCCUUUUCUGUAACCAAGAGCACAAAGUAAUCAUUGUGGGACUGGAUAAUGCAGGGAAAACCACCAUUCUUUAUCAAUUCUUAAUGAAUGAAGUAGUUCAUACUUCCCCAACCAUAGGAAGCAAUGUCGAGGAAAUAGUCGUGAAGAACACUCAUUUUCUCAUGUGGGACAUUGGUGGCCAAGAGUCUCUGCGCUCAUCCUGGAACACCUAUUAUUCAAACACAGAGUUCAUCAUUCUUGUUGUCGAUAGCAUUGACAGGGAACGACUGGCCAUUACAAAAGAAGAAUUAUACAGAAUGUUGGCUCAUGAGGAUUUAAGGAAAGCUGCAGUCCUUAUCUUUGCAAAUAAACAGGACAUGAAAGGGUGCAUGACGGCAGCUGAAAUCUCCAAAUACCUCACCCUUAGUUCAAUUAAGGAUCACCCAUGGCACAUCCAGUCUUGCUGUGCGCUGACAGGAGAGGGGUUAUGCCAAGGUCUAGAGUGGAUGACCUCCAGGAUUGGUGUGAGAUAAUUUUUUGCUUGAAAAAGACUUCUCUAUUUAUUCCGUGACAUGAACAUUUUUCCUAAUACCUUUGGCUGCUGAGGCAGCAGCAUGUUUAAUUUAUAACAACACAAACCUCUGAGCAACACUUGAAUCAAGUGCCGCUGUACUGGAACAUAGAGAUGUUUUCUUACCUUUGUUUCAAAUGCACUAAUCUUCAGUCGGAUGAGCGUACCAUGUCGCUAUGUUUGCAGCAACAGAGCUCUUCUGACUGCGUGUUCUAAUUAUUUGGUGACUGCCUUGUAAAAACUGUUUGUCAUAUGGUUCCUGUUAUCUGACGUUUGUUAUGUCCUUUAACCACCAGUUCCCUUACUUCUCGGCCACCACUCCCUCCUUCCCAGGUACUUACUGGUGUGACAGAAUAGUAGCAGGAAUUGUCAUGUACUUUUCCUCCAGCACUAAACAUUUGUUUCUCUACAAACCCUUCUCAUCUUUUAGACAGAAUUAAUUACAACAAAGAGAAUCUACCUAGAAGCUCUUUGUGUGUGUAAGAGUAAGCAUCAUGAAUACUAGCCUUUAAAUUUCCCUCACCUCAUUGCAUGUCAUAGUAUAAUUUUAAGUUGCUCUUUGCAUGGGGAUUAAGUACUCCAUUUAUUUAUGGGAGGAAUUAA